UUGUCAAAGCAAAGACCCUCCAAGAGCUCAUGAAGACCGAGGAAGAAAUGUGGUUCAGCUGAGGAGCCUGCUGUUCAUUCUCAGUUAACUCUAUCAAGACCUGAGUUGGUGGACCACUUCCUCCCUUAGAUGCUUAAGGUUUCUGGAGAUCCAUCCGUACUUGCAAUUAACCUUCAUACUUUUAAAAUAUGAUCAAAUGUUUUAUAACGCUGAACUUUCUUUCCCUACUCAGCUAGACUAGAGUAUUUGGAAUGGUGAACGUAUCUAGAAUGGGAAGAAAGAUGCUCGAGGUAGAGUACCUCCCUCCCCCCCCUCCACACACACACACACACACACACACACCAUUUAAAUUCUCGAUACAUUCGUGGAGGUAGAAGUAUUCAUUCUGGGCUAUGGUGAUCUUUUAGGAUUAGAAUCAAAAGCACCAGAUUCCCUCAAGAAAAAGAGGUGGGAAAUUGUAAAUACCUUUGUUAUUUAAGUGUUACUCCUACAGCUUUCCAGACCCUUUCCCCAUAUAAGAAUUCAGGAAGAGCAAAUGAAGAUGAAUUCUAGCGCAUUUCCCCCUCCUCACUAUUCAGUGUUUGCAAGUGUCAUGUCUGAAGAAGGGAUGUCAGGGGACUUGGGGAAGGGGGAAAGUAAAAGCCAUUUUUCAAUCUUCUGGCAAAUAUAUUUGAAAAGGGGAGGGGGAAAUGGCUCCACAGAGUGUGAUGGAGGAGUGAAAGCGUUUCUGACCCCCAAUUCUUAUUCCCACCCACAAGCAUUCCUGUCUCUUUCGGGAAAAGGAUCGUGUUGAGUAUGUACUAGAUUACACAUUCCGGGUGCAACUUCGUGAUCUGGAUCAAUAAUGGAGCUAUAAAGACCUUGCACCUGCAAAUAAGUCAUAGCAUUCAAUCCUAGGAAGCCUUGUGAUUCUCCCACCAACCUCUUUCCCGCCUCCCCACUCCAUUCACACCUCCCCCCCCAAAAAAAAAGUGUAUGAAGAGAAAAUGAGCCUUUAGCGCCCCCCCCCCCAGCUCCCGCCUCCCUUCUUUCUCUCUCUCUUUCUCCUCCCCCCACCCUUUGCCUCUCUCCUCGGCUCUCCUCCUCACCCUCCCUUGCCGGACCUAGGGAGACAGCUGAGAAGAAAGCAGCGACUGCAUCUACUAAAGGUGACGGACAGCAAGGCUGUGAUUCAUGCCUGCGUAGGAGCGGAGCAGAGAGGAACAGAGCGGAUCCGCGUCUUGCACAGAGCAUCCAGAAGCGCUCCUGAGCAACCAAGGCUGUGGAAGAGCUAAGCACCAAGUCAACACCAGGUGCAUUUUCAGCACCUAAGUGCAUGGAAUAAGGGCGUCGUGCCACCCGGAGUUAAUAAACAUCUGUCCUUUGCCCAGCUUCUGAAGUGCGCGAUUUCCCGGUCGUCCUCCUGCUUUCCGGAGACUCGGAGUCCGCCAACCAGCUCGCGCAGACUACCUUCGUCCGCAAUUUCGGCUCCUUAACUAACAAUCCACUUUCCACGUGAAAGAACCCACGACAGUAGACAGACUUGGUACUCUCACAACAGAGCAAAUGGCAUCUUCGGCACCUUCCUCCUCCUCCUCCUCUUCCAACCCUGGCCCGGACUCCAACCCCACCAACCUGCGUCCUACGACUUAUGACACCUGGUGUGGGGUGGCCCACGGAUGCACCAGAAAAUUGGGACUCAAGAUUUGCGGCUUCUUACAAAGGACCAACAGCCUGGAGGAGAAGAGUCGGAUUGUGAGUGCCUUCAAGGAAAGGCAAUCCUCAAAGAAUCUAAUAUCAUGUGAGAACAGUGAGCGAGAGGCACGGUUCCGCCGAACUGAGACUGACUUCUCCAACCUGUUUGCCAGAGACCUGCUUCCAGCCAAGAAUGGGGAAGAGCAAACUGUGCAGUUCCUUUUGGAGGUGGUGGAUAUCCUCCUUAACUAUGUGAGGAAGACUUUUGACAGAUCAACCAAGGUGCUGGACUUCCACCACCCACACCAGUUGCUGGAGGGAAUGGAGGGCUUCAACCUAGAGCUAUCUGACCACCCUGAGUCCUUGGAGCAGAUUCUCGUGGACUGCAGAGAUACUCUGAAGUAUGGAGUUCGAACAGGUCAUCCUCGAUUUUUCAACCAACUUUCUACUGGACUGGAUAUUAUUGGCUUAGCCGGUGAGUGGCUGACAUCAACUGCCAAUACCAAUAUGUUUACAUAUGAAAUUGCCCCAGUGUUUGUCCUCAUGGAGCAAAUAACCCUUAGGAAGAUGCGAGAGAUUGUUGGAUGGUCAAAUAAAGAUGGCGAUGGCAUAUUUUCUCCAGGGGGUGCCAUAUCCAAUAUGUACAGCAUCAUGGCUGCUCGAUAUAAAUACUUCCCAGAAGUCAAAACCAAAGGCAUGGCUGCUGUUCCCAAACUGGUCCUCUUUACCUCAGAACAUAGUCACUAUUCAAUAAAGAAGGCAGGGGCUGCACUUGGCUUUGGAACAGAAAAUGUGAUUCUGAUAAAAUGCAAUGAAAGGGGGAAAAUCAUCCCAGCUGAUUUGGAGGAAAAAAUUCUUGAAGCCAAGAAAAAGGGAUAUGUUCCUCUUUAUGUCAACGCAACUGCAGGCACAACUGUAUAUGGAGCUUUUGAUCCGAUUGCUGAGAUUGCAGAUAUAUGUCACAAAUAUAACCUUUGGUUGCAUGUUGAUGCUGCCUGGGGAGGAGGUCUCCUUAUGUCCCGGAAGCACCGUCAUAAGCUCAAUGGCAUAGAAAGAGCCAACUCAGUUACCUGGAACCCUCACAAGAUGAUGGGCGUUCUGUUGCAAUGCUCUGCCAUUCUCAUUCGGGAAAAGGGCAUACUCCAAGGAUGCAAUCAGAUGUGUGCUGGAUACCUAUUCCAACAAGAUAAGCAGUAUGACAUUUCCUAUGACACUGGAGACAAGGCCAUACAAUGUGGCCGCCAUGUGGACAUUUUCAAGUUUUGGUUGAUGUGGAAAGCUAAGGGCACAGUGGGAUUCGAAAAUCAGGUCAAUAAGUGCCUGGAUUUGGCAGAGUAUCUCUAUGCCAAAAUUAAAAACAGAGAAGAAUUUGAAAUGGUUUUUGAUGGCGAGCCUGAACACACAAAUGUUUGCUUCUGGUACAUUCCACAAAGCCUCAGGGGCAUCCCAGACAGUGAUGACAGACGAGAAAAACUUCACAAGGUGGCACCGAAGAUCAAAGCUCUGAUGAUGGAAUCUGGUACAACUAUGGUUGGAUAUCAGCCUCAGGGAGACAAAGCCAACUUCUUCCGAAUGGUUAUCUCAAAUCCAGCAGCCACCAAGUCUGACAUUGACUUCCUUAUUGAGGAAAUAGAAAGAUUGGGGCAAGAUCUGUAAUUACAAUUGGCAAACCCUUCCUUGCUUUCGUGAGCUGUUCUCCAGAACUGGGUACUUUAUACCCAGAUCUGCAGAACACAGUCCAUGGAAGUUCCCUUUCUAAAUGUUGCAUUCUCCUAUGGCACUCUAGAACAAAUCCCUAUAAGUUGCUGAAAACAUAUAGGCCAUUUUACUGAGGGGAAAUAAUAUAUUAUUGUGACAUGUACUGCUAAACCUUAUUUAAACCUGUUUAUUGUAGUUAGCAGGAAAUUAAUAGAUCUUAAAAGAAGUUACAGAUGAAAAACUCUUUACAGUAUAUAUGUACAGUUAUAUAUAUAUAUGUAUAGUGAGUAGGACCUUAGUAAUAAGCAGCAUGUUUUCCACUUUCAGAGAGCCAAUUCUUCCUUCAGUAGAAACUGAGGAGAAGGUAACAUGCUGCAAAUAAGCUUGCCAAAUGAAAACAGGAAAGCUUUUCCAAAACUGUAGUUCUGUAGAUACAAAGGAAAAUUCUAUUAUCAAGACUUAAUCUUAGCCUCAGUGAAUCUCUGCCUGAUAUAAUGAAUUAGAAAAAGCUAGAGCUGUAAUUAGGGAAGAGCAAGAGAGACUUUGCUCCACUUGUAGUCCUUCAGCAGGUAGAAACAAUUGAGCUUAGCACCUAUUUAGGAAGAAUAAUUAGUCAAAAUAGGAAGCUGUCAAAUGACAGUAACUCCCUGCCACCCACAACCCCCCAUUGGCCUGAAUCCCAGGUGAUCAUCUUUCAGGCCACAUUAUGCUCCAUUCCCAGGUGAUGACUUCACCACCAGCAGCUUCUAGGUGUCUUGGGGUGUCUCCUUCCAAGGGAUCUUGUAUCUUUGAGAUCUAAAGUCUUUCCCCAAGGUCUCUUCCUCCAACCCACCCUAUCUGCCUCCGUUAAAAUUUGUCUUACUACUUGCUCCAGGUUCAGGCAUCUUGUGGUGCUUGCCCCAAGCUCCAGAACUGCUAGUUACAGCUCUGGAAAAGGCACCUUCUGCUGUCCGAAUAGUCAUACCCUCUCCAUUAGUGUCAUAGUACAGGACAGUAGUAGCACAGUCCUUGUUAACAGGUAUAUUCUUGCUGUAUUUUUAGAGAUGAUUUUGUGUAGAUUGUGUAUAUUAUUGUUAAAUGACUUUGUGGAGAAAAAAAUGAGCACAUGUAAUGGUUUCAAUAACUGUUCACUUGUAGGUAUAUGAAAUAUUUGCUUUAUUUAUAUGCAAAGAUUUACUGUGUUGAGAGGUGUCUUGUAUUUUCUUCCAUUUGUAAUGUACCAUAUUUAUAUAUUACUGAAGUAAGUUUGAAAUAAUGUUUAUGGUAUUUCAGUGUAUUUGUGAGCCAAAGAGAAAAGAGUAAAAAUUAGUGAAACUUGCAUUUAUAUUAGAGUGCCCUUAAAAAUAAUCACUUAAGGAUCAUUUUCCUGUCUAUAAAAGGAAUUCUGAUAUUGUACAUAGACUUGAGUAUAUUAAAGUCCCUUUACUUCAAUAGAAGCUGCAUCUUUGUUACCCUCAGUGUUUGCUGUGUGUCCAGUCUUCUGAAUGCUUUUCUAGUAACUCCUGGCUGAUAACCAGGCCCUUGUACCUUUGUAGUAGUUCAGGACCAAGCUCUGUGACUAGCUUAGCUAAAUUCAAUGGCAACAUUUCUGAAGAUCCCUAUGGAUUCAAGGGGAGCACCAACUAUGCUCACUGUUAUUUUGCAGAAAGAACAUUUAGAGUAUACAUGAGAAAAACGAAUAAAUAAAAAUGUUCUCCUUGGAGAACUUGAACAGUG
Molecule: messenger RNA, 5088 nt
Organism: Monodelphis domestica (gray short-tailed opossum)
Lineage: Eukaryota; Metazoa; Chordata; Mammalia; Didelphimorphia; Didelphidae
Gene: GAD1
Product: glutamate decarboxylase 1
Biological process (GO): GABA biosynthetic process
Cellular component (GO): presynaptic active zone; cytoplasm
Molecular function (GO): pyridoxal phosphate binding; glutamate decarboxylase activity
Source: RefSeq, a predicted model, not a curated record